AGAAGCAGCUUCAGAGUCAGGGCAGGUGGUCGAAGUGGGGUGGAGAUAACAUCGUUAGGAUGCCAGACGUCCAGAAAAUUGAUGCGCAGAAUGGUGAUGCCCCAGAAGCCCAGAGGGGGGCCUGUAACACUGCAGUACCAGACCCCUAUCUGGAAAACAGCAGCGGCCGCCCAGAUCAACCUGCUUGUAGCCCUUCACAAGGUCUUUCUGUCACAGAGCUGAUGGAGACGGUUAAUGGAGUUUCCAAGAUGAGCAUUGCACAUGAAAUUGUGGUGAACCAGGAUUUCCAUAUGGAAGAGAUGGCCUUAUCUCCAGAUAGUCUGGAAAGCAAGAUUAAGGAGACAAUGCACAGUGCUUUCUGGGACCAUCUCCGAGAGCAGUUAGCAGCCACUCCCCCGAACUACACAUAUGUUCUGCAGCUUCUGAAAGAAAUCAAAGAGAUUUUGUUAUCGCUGCUCUUGCCUCGCCAGAGCCGUCUAAAAAGUCAGAUUGAAGAGGUGAUGGAUAUGGAGCUUCUCAAGCAGGAAGCUGACCACGGAGCCCUGGAUGUCUCUCAUCUCUCCACCUACAUCCUGAGCAUGAUGACAAUGCUUUGUGCACCAAUUCGAGACGAAGAGGUUGAGAAAUUGGAGAGCAUAUCAGAUCCUGUGCUGCUACUGAGGGAGAUAUUCCAUGUUCUAGGCCUGAUGAAAAUGGACAUGGUGAACUUCACCAUCCAGAGUAUACGACCACAUCUGCAGGAGCACUCGAUCCAAUAUGAGCGGGCCAAAUUCCAGGAGCUUCUCCAGAGAAUGCCCAACUUCCUUGAUCACACCGCAAAGUGGCUAAGCCAAGCAGCUGCUGAAGUCAUGACACCCCCUCCACCAUCCUAUGACCCUACAGAACAAAUCACUUCUUCACCUGCAGAUGAGACAGUGAAAGGCAGUCCUAUCAUAAGCCCCUCACUGGUGCUGAACCAGGGUUAUAUGAAUCUCCUUCACUGGGACCCUGACAAUGAGGAGUUUCCCGAGACUGUGAUGAUGGACAGGACCCGGCUGCAGGAGAUUCAGUUCCAGUUAAAUAAGCUGACCAUUUUGGCCUCCGUGCUGCUAGUAACCAACAGUUACUGUGGCCCUAAGUUACUGAGUUCUCCUCAUUUUGUGGACAGACUGAAGCAAAUAAUCAAAGUCCUCUUGGAGGGAAAUCAGUCAAGGCUCCAUGAGGCUUUGCUGAGUAUAAGUGACCAAGUGCUUCAGGAAAUACAGCAGGCCCUUGUGGACCUGAACCUUCCUGCCCUGAGCAAAGACGACAUGGCUUCCCUGUCAGGCCAGAUCCACAGUGUGGCGAAGGAGGACAACUGCGUCCACAGCAUCAUUGAUCAGCGGAUCCGUUUGUUUCUCAAGGGCUGCCUGAUCCGAGGUGUGCAGCCUUCUCUGAGAGACCUCCCUGGAGGCAUUACUCCUAUUGAAGAGGAGCUGGCAGAAAUGGGCCAAAGGUUUUCAUGCCUGAUACUUCACAAUCAACAAGUGUUUGGGCCCUACUACGCCGACAUCUUAAAAAAAGUGCUCUUCUCUCCACAAGAGUCGGAAGUGAGUAUGGAUUCUACCUGACAUCUCGAGUGGAAUGCCCUGCUGUGGGGCAUGGAAGAGAAGAGCCCUUGUCCAUUGCCUGUGGUUGGCAUGACAGUCAUACCUCCUCUUCCUCCACCCCUGCAGCCAGGACACCCAAGCUGCCUGUGAACACCAAGUUGCCUGAGCCCUUUUACCAAUAAAUUUUUGAGCUGCAAGAAUCAUUUGCUACUGUGCUGGAGCUUUAGGCUUGGCCGCUGGGCUCCAUCCCACCUAUUGGUUAGUUGAGAAGCUAAAGGGCUUGGACAGUUUUCUACAGCACUUGGGAAAUAGACAGGUGUUGUUGCUCUGUUAACCUACCCUUGUACGUAACCCACAAGGAGGGCUAGGUAGCCAAGACGCUUAGAUUCUGUUCCUGGCUGUCAUCCUGGAUGACGGGGUGGUCUAUCCCAAGGGGAAAAGCAUUGCACUAGAGUCCACGAAGGCUAUGACUUCACAGUCUCUGAGUCCUGGGUAGAAAGGGCCUCGGGACAUCAGAAACCCACUUAGUGGUUUUUUUCUGAAGAAUUGAGGAAAUCUUUUCCCCAAGGCUAACUACCCCGUAAGGGCCUUAGGUGGAUGCUACACAGUGGAGGGGAAACCAGGGACUGGAUAACAAGGGCUUUUCCAUCUUCCUGCGCCAUUGGGUGGUUUGGAAAAAACAGGACAGAAGGGAGGGGUAUUAAAAGGCUGUCAGCUGAGGAAAUGGGCUCAAAUGUGUGAGGGACUUGUCCCCUUCUCAGGUGAGUCAGCAAUGGGGCAGUUCCUUUCUUUCUUAUCUUCAGCUUAGAAUUAAAUCUCUGGCAUCUGGGACCAUCACUGAUAUGUGGAGAGUUAGCAUCAUACUAGAUACGUGUCCUAGGACACAACUGAGGAUAAAAUUGGUGCUGAGGGGCCCUCAGGCUAGCAUCCUGAGUGUGUAUCAUCACGGUACCACCUCUAACCAUGAUGUCUACAAUCAUCAUUAAGGAGCUCACAUGGGGCUUGGUCUCUCAGGAGGUGGGGAGGUAAGGGAGUAGGGGUAGAGAGGGGAAGCAAGAGUUUUUAUUUCAGGAAAGAGAUUUUU
Messenger RNA from Vombatus ursinus (common wombat), 2652 nucleotides. RefSeq names its product t-complex 11 (gene TCP11). The record is from RefSeq and is a predicted model, not a curated record. Gene Ontology annotation, biological process: regulation of sperm capacitation. The transcript has 10 exons. Gene Ontology annotation, cellular component: sperm flagellum; acrosomal vesicle. NCBI's taxonomy places the organism in Eukaryota, Metazoa, Chordata, Mammalia, Diprotodontia, Vombatidae. The coding region runs from base 60 to 1589 and encodes 509 amino acids.